AGUGCUGCAAACGCGACGUCACGUGGUCCGCUCUGAUUGGUGGUCGCGGUCCAUCGAGAGCUUUGCCACAGCAAAAGACUUGCACGGUCUCUCAGCGCUCUCAUUCCCUCUGCAGCUCCUCGUAGUCGUUCGUGAAAUCAUCACCCACUGAAAGAUGUCGGACGAGGGAAAGUUGUUCGUUGGCGGUUUGAACUUCAGCACGACCGAGGACACCUUGGCGUCGGCCUUCGGCAAAUAUGGAACCAUCGAAAAGGUGGAUGUGAUCAGAGACAAAGAGACUGGAAGGUCCCGUGGUUUUGGCUUCGUGAAAUAUGAAAAUAUGGAAGAUGCUAAGGAUGCGUUGGAGGCCAUGAACGGAAAGACUCUGGAUAACCGGUCUAUCCGUGUGGACGAAGCAGGAAAGGGCGGUCGCUCCAGGGGAGGAUACGGCUCCGGCGGACCACGAGGUGGUGGUGGAGGCCGUUUUGGGAAUUCCAGAGGUAGAGGUGGUUAUAAUGGAGACAGGGGAUAUGGUGGUGGCGACAGGGGUUACAGUGACCGAAACUUUGGAGGCGGAGACAGAAGCUGUGGCGGCGGCGGCGGUGGCGGCGGUGGCGGCUACAGAAGUGGCGGCUACUCUGGCAGCUACAGAGACAAUAGGGGGCAAGGUGGCUAUGGCGGCGACCGUAACAGCACAUACCGCGACGGAUACGACAACUAUGCUGAAAACAACUAAACAUCUCCCCGAUUCAAGAUCAUCACUUGGCUGGCUGUAUUUCAAAGAUGCGCUCCUCAAGGAAACCCGUCCAUGUUGUUAUUGCUGACCUUAGUUUUGUAGUUCUGUUGUAGUAACCAAGCAUCUUAAAACGAAUGUAGCCCUGAGUUUUGGUCAUUCCCCUACUUUUUUUAAGCAAAAAUGAAAUCGUGUUCAGAUACGGAAAUGGCAGUUGACAUUCUUGGCUUUGGUUGGGGGGCACCACAAAUCCUUCCCGACUCUCGUUAACUGUUUGGAGUAGGUCAAUUCCAUGAAGCCUCGAAUUUUGGGGUCCGACUGGGCAAGGCCGUGACUUUUUGUUUUUGCGCAGCCACACACAAAGCCCUUUAAUCCCCCCCCCCCCCCCCCCCCCCAGAACGCUUGCUGGUUUGGAGUCCUUUUUUUUUUUUUAUAUUGAUGCCGUUGAUGGGGCUCAUUUGUUCCCUUGAGGUUACCACCGACUGACCCUCCCUCUGAGGUUUCCACUCUGAGGACCGAGAUUCAUUUGCCCUGACAGAUUUAGGGGGGAGGGGAGGAGGAUACUGGGCCAAAUUUCCUUUUUACAAUUCAACUUAGGUUAGCUGGCGCCUCCUGUGUGUGCAAUUUCCCAAAAGCGUGAAUUCCUUUCAGACUGGUGAACUACAAAUCCGAAGUGGCCGGCUGUUCAUGAAGUUGCUAAUUGCAGCAUGCUACAGUCUGUCCAAGGUAUCUUCUGUGCUCAACAUUUGCAUUUCUUAAAAAUGUGCUGUAAAUUGGACUAAUCUUGUCAAGCGAUCAAAACAAAAAUGUAACUUCGUUUCCAAAAAGCAAAUUCACGAUCGGGAACAGAUUUGUACUUUGUUCUUUGUAUGGUCCCUUUUUUUUUUGUCAGUUCGGCUUCAUGGAGCCCAUUAAACAGAUUGUGGAAAAUAA
Syngnathus acus (greater pipefish) is the source of this 1645-nucleotide messenger RNA. It is a transcript of the gene cirbpa, whose product is annotated as cold inducible RNA binding protein a. Gene Ontology annotation, biological process: positive regulation of mRNA splicing, via spliceosome. Gene Ontology annotation, cellular component: spliceosomal complex. The coding region runs from base 155 to 715 and encodes 186 amino acids. The transcript has 7 exons. The record is from RefSeq and is a predicted model, not a curated record. Gene Ontology annotation, molecular function: RNA binding. Lineage: Eukaryota; Metazoa; Chordata; Actinopteri; Syngnathiformes; Syngnathidae.